Messenger RNA from Anopheles funestus (African malaria mosquito), 5006 nucleotides. RefSeq lists its product as uncharacterized. The record is from RefSeq and is a predicted model, not a curated record. Bases 1255 to 3966 code for a protein of 903 amino acids. The transcript is spliced from 15 exons. Lineage: Eukaryota; Metazoa; Arthropoda; Insecta; Diptera; Culicidae.
CACCUACAGCUUCACUUCAAAGCUCUGUUGUAUGCUUGCUUCAAUCGAUUAUUUUUUAUUCGUUCUCGUUGCUCAUGCCAUUAGCACAUAAUAUUUGCCGUUGAUUACAUUUGCAUAAACAUACGCUCCUGUAGAGUUUCUUUGAAUUACCUCGGAAGUCUAAAGGCUUUUUCGAUUUACGCUUCAGUUGCCAAAAAAUACACAGCUUUGAAUUGUUCGGAAUGGUAAUUUUAUUAGCUUCUUGUACCGUGUACAUGUACCAAUUAAUCAUGGAUAAUUUCUUCAUAAAAUAUUAUGCUUUUGGCUGUGUUGUUUUUAUGUUGUUAUGUAUAAUUUUUUACCGCUCCUUUUUAAAUUUACUGCUCACAAAAUGUUGUUUCAAAAUGUCAACAAACUGUAAUUCAUUCUUUCCGUCUGCAAACUACUCUCAUGCCCACUGCUCAGUCUAAUGAAAUUAAUGUUUUUUUCUUCUAUUUUUCAUUCUCGUUUCACCGCUUAGGAAAGCAACGAAGCCAAAUGGACCAAAAUAAAAUAUUCAUCCCAUUCCGAGAAAACCGAGUCUGUGUGCCAUUUUGCUCGUGGAAGUAGUUGUAUUUCGGCACGGUUUUCUUGGAAAGCUAGCAAAACAUUGUAGCAACUUCAGCGCAAAAGCAUCUUCCAACAUGAACUUGCCAGUGACCUUCCGGCACUAACGGGGAUGUAGGACCAAAAAAGUUUAAAAAUUUAUCCUACAUAAUUGAAAAAUGUUGUAAUGAAAACGUGAGAAAUUAUGUGGCCAGUUUUGUAUAAAGAUAUUAAUAUCUUGCAUUGUGUGAUUUGUUGUGUUUCUGUGUAGUUUGAGUAAUUCUCAUAAUUAAUUUUUUUUGAGCAGUGUACAGUGUGAAAAUACAGCAGUAGAGUGAUGCUAUAAAUCAGUCAUGCUAUUUACAUUAGAAAAGUGUCAAGAAAUCGGCUAGCAAGUGUACAGUGAAUGUGUGGAAUAGUUACAAACCUCAUCGAAAUAAUCCAGCACCAAGCAGUGAUCGUGUCUAGCUAAAGUUUGACUACACGUAGAUAGCGUUAAAUUCAGCUCAUUCAACCCGACCCCAUACGUAGGAUACUGUAAUAAAAUGCACCUUUACCCACGUUCCUUCCCUGGGAACGGUAGCAAAAGCAAAACGAACACGCGACAGCACCGAAUUCGUCCACAAAGCCUACGGAAUGUAUGCUGAACCGACUGCAGGACGAAAUCAAACAUGACCGAGCGCGCCAACAAUGACCAUUAAUCGACCGGCGUGCGAUGUUCAGCAACAUCCUGCAACGGUACCAAUAGUCAACGACGACGACGGCGACACGACCCGAACCGGAAGCUUCCCGUUCCGGUUGCACUUACCAGCGACGGGCGAAUUUUUCUCGCACCGGUACCAUCCUUUGUCGUUUGCUUUUGUGCUUUUUCUGCUGCUGCAUCUGUUUUCGCUUGCCGGGUCGGUUUGGUCGCAUCCACGCAAUGAGAAGGAAAACUUUGUUAAAACCACCGACGUGGAAGCAAUCGAAGACCAGCAGGCCAUCCUUUACUGUCCGCUUCUAGCAUCGAACCGUGACAAAAUCAAUAUGGUGCUGUGGUUUCGCGACAACGCUGGAAUCCCUUUGUACAGUCUCGAUGUACGGGGAAAAUCGCUCAACGAUGCUCAACAUUGGUCCGCGCCGCAGGUGUUUGGUCCACGUGCCCGUUACGUGAUCGAAAGUGAUCCAGCAUAUUUGGAAUUGAACGAAAUUAAACGUCACGAUCAGGGAAUUUAUCGUUGCCGAGUUGACUUCCAAAACAGCCAAACGCAAAGCUUCCGCUUCAAUCUCACCGUGAUUAUACCGCCAUCGCAACCCGUAGUUCUAGAUCGCUGGGGACGUGUCAUAAAUAGUACAAUAAUAGGACCAAAGGAGGAAGGAGAUGAUAUACUGCUGACGUGUCGUGUGGUUGGAGGCAGACCGCAGCCCGAUGUGCUCUGGUUCAUCAACGAUAAUCUGGUGGAUAAUCAGAUCGAACAGAACACCGGAAACAUUAUCGAAAAUCGUCUGCUGUGGACAUCCGUCCAGCGUCACCAGCUGCAUUCGGUCUUCACAUGUCAGGCGUCCAACACGAAGCUGAUGGAGCCCCGUACGAGCAAGUUUGUGCUCGAUAUGUACCUAAAACCGUUGGUGGUGAAUAUUCUCAACGCAACUGAAUCGCUUGCCGCCCACAAGGAGUACCAGAUCGUCUGUCAGUCUACUGGGGCGCGUCCGAAUGCGGUCAUCCAGUGGACCAAGGGCAAGAAGACGCUGAAACGCGUCAAGGAGCAUUCGAUCCGCAACACCACCUACUCCGUACUAACGUUCGUGCCAACGGUGGAGGAUGAUGGACGGUUGUUGGGAUGCCGGGCCCAAAAUCCGAAGGUGGCCGGCCUGUUCCUAGAACACUUCCAAAACAUCAGCGUACACUAUCCGCCAGUAGUUGUGCUGCAGCUUGGUUCCACACUCGCCAUGGACGAUAUCAAGGAGGGUGAUGACAUCUACUUCGAGUGCAAGAUACAAUCCAAUCCGUCAUGGCGAAGGUUAACCUGGUUACACAAUGGAGUGCAACUACCUCAGAACUCGUCGUCGACGAAAAUCGUACGCUCGAACCAGAGUCUGGUCAUACAGAAGGUGACACGCUACUCGAGCGGUUCGUACCAGUGUGGAGCACUCAACUCGGAGGGUGAAACGCUUAGCAAUGAGAUCGUGCUCAACAUCAAAUAUGUUCCACUUUGCGCUACGGACAAGAUUAUAAGCAUCGGUGUCUCGCUGGACGAAACAAUCACCGUUAGUUGUGAUAUAAUUACGCACCCGUUGGCAAGCAAGUUUUACUGGCGCUUCGAAAACUCGGAAGAGGUACUGGAAAUUGAGCAGCAUCGAUUUUCCAGCAAUGGUUCAUCGAGCCAGCUGCACUACACACCGACCAGCGAACAGGAGUACGGUACGCUGUCCUGUUGGGGUACGAACGAGAUCGGAACAAUGGCGGAACCGUGCAUUUUCCACCUGAUUGCAGCCGGUUUGCCCACCUCGGUUAUCAAUUGUUCGUGGCGUAACUACACGAACGCAUUCGAGGUGAACUGUCACCAGGGAUAUGAUGGUGGGUUGAAGCAAUCGUUUGUGCUCGAGAUGCUAUCAAGCCGUUACCCGGGACACAGCAUUAAUCUCACCAACACCGAGGAACCCAUCUUUGUCGUCACAUCGUUCGACCAGAUUCGACAGCAGCUCCCUGCAGGAGGUCAUCGCCAACCGGACUCACUCAAGCUGUACGUGUACUCGAUCAACCAGAAAGGACACAGCCCGCGUAUCUUUAUAGCGGAUCUGUAUAUACCGGCCACAUUAGACGAUCCUGCACCGACCCACGACCCCAAAUCGACCCUGCUGACACCCAUCCUGAUCGGGCUGUUCCUAACCAUCGUACUGAUCAUUAUCAUCAUCAUCGUUAGAAUUUAUCUGAAAUCGAAAAGACUUAAACAAAAUAUUAAUAAAGAAAAGCGAUACACGGAGGAGUCGAAAAAUACGCUUCUGCUGGUCGACUUAUCGAAGAAGGACAAACCCACGAAAACCACCAAAUGGAUGAACAACGUCGGUAGCAGCAUUAAAACGAAAACCAAAGUAGAAACUAUUGACGACGAGCAGGAUCCCGAUCUGAUACCGUAUCCCCGAUUGACGGACAUCCACCAGGAAGAGCUGAUUCCGAUUAACUCGACCGGUUCCGCAUUUGCCAUCAAGCAGCAUAUCGCCCAUUCGCCCCAGGAGCUAGAACCGGACAAGGUGGACCGGGAUAAGGGUACGGAACGGUUUUAUCAUCAGGCAAACCACCACCAUCAGCCCAUCAUAUCCAGCACCACCUACCGGGACGAUGAGAUCUCCGAGGCGGAAAUCAACCUGAAAGGAAUUGAAGACUUCCUAAUGACAAACCGAGUGCCGGAAAGCUGUGUGUGAUAUCGAUCCUUCGCAAAACCCGGUGCUGCUUUUCCUUCCUACUCCGUUGGUCAGUGUAUGGGAGGCACGAAACAAAAGAAACAACCCAGCAAAGCGGUCCAAGGCAACGUUCACUGCUGAGUGUGUCGUCUUUGUACGAUCGGGGAUUGGAUUGAUUCAAUUUGUGCUGUCUAUCAUUCGUACCAUUUUAUUUUUGCGAGAAGUUGCUUGAAUCGUUCACUUUCGUUGUUGUUUUUUUUUUUGUGCGGAUUCUAAACGCAAAAGUUCCCCGUAGUAACUUCUGGCCAACUGGCAGUGCAUUAAAUCAAAAAGUUAUAUUUUUUCCUCCCUGUUCGUUUACUCUGUUUAGCGCACCAGAGUCAAAAAAAAAGCUCUUUAGAAAGUGUGUGUGUGUUUUUUUGUUUUGCUAUUGGAAAUGGAGGGAAUAAUACAAAAUUUAAACAAAACUGAUCAUGAUUGGAGUAAAUUGCUUCCUAAUUUUAAAGCUGUACAAAGCGGAUAAGAAAAGCUGUGUUGGAAAGUGACCGAGCGAACCAUGGAGCGGUGUUCCUGUUUAAAGCUUAAAUUUACAACUUUAAGUAGUCGGUUCGGCGUGUUCAGCUCAAUAACGGAUACACAAUACUUAAUCUUGGACCCUUUCAAUGUAUAAAAAAACAAACAAACCAAAAAUGUAUUAAAAUUAAGCAAACAUUCAGCAGAAGAGAAACAAAAUAUCACAAACGGAACCGAGUGUGAUUGGCGCAACGAAUGGAACGUUUUGUUUUUUUUUGGGAACGUUAUCACCCCACUGCUGGAAGAAAAGGAUGUGGAAGUGAGUGGGAGUAGUAGUAUUAUUCUCGCAUAAGUCAAAGAAAACGGACACAUCUUGCUCUAUUCAAUAUGGACGUGUACCUAACUAGGAUCGAACGUUAAUCGGCGAAAAGGAUGUUUAAGUGUACUGCUGCUAGGUGAAUAAACUAUUAUGAUUAUUGAUUCAUUAUGUUUACUUUUAUUGGUCAUAUUCUAAAUAUUAUUGUAAUAAACGGAACCGGCAAAUGGCA